UUGGUAACCAACUUACCUUUAAUGUAUUUUGUCAUCAUUUUAUUUUUGGGCAAGAAUUUAUGUUCACAUCUUGAUUGCCAUAUUUUUGAUUGUUUAGUUGAUGUAAAAUACCUGUAAUUAAUAAUCACUUAAUAACUACUCAGAAAAAUCAUUACCACGAGUGGAAACAUAUCAAAAACUUUUGUGAAAAUAGAAUUUAUAAUAUUUAAUUAAUAAUUACAAAAAAAGUUAUGCCUGAUAUAGACUAUGCUGAAUUAUCGGUGUCUAAUCACCACCUAUUUGCGACAUCUGUUGAGGUGUCCAACAGACUAGCAGAGCUCAGAAGGGAAUAUUCCAUCACAAGAAGAAUACUCACAGCUGUUAUUCUGUCAUUAUUGAACAUCGUCAACUUCUUCGAUAGAUCAAUAUACGGAGUGGUUCUGCCAGCUAUCAAAGAAAGUUUCCAAAUUAGCAACUCCCAGGCUGGGUUAAUUCAGACACUCUAUGUCGUCUCUAUCAUAGUAGCAGCCCCAAUGGCAGGCGUGAUUGGGCGUCGCUUCAGCCGUAAGUGGGCCAUAAUAGUGGGCAGUAUUGCAUGGUGUGCGGCUGUGAUAUGUGGCCCCCUCUUCUGUGGGGACUCCUUUACCCUUUUCUGUCUCAUCAGGGCAUGUGCAGGCAUAGGGGAGAGCUUCCUGGGAACACUCGCCAUCACUAUCUUCGCUGACUUGUUCAACGAAAAGUACAGACCCCUAGUGCUGAAUGUGUUCAUGGGUGGAAUCCUUCUCGGGGGGUCCCUGGCCUACCUUCUGGGUCCUCUAGUGAGUGAACACCUGGCAGAUGUGUGGGGUCUGCAGGGGUGGGUGUGGGUCACAAGUGGCACUGGAGUGGUGGGGGCUGUUUUCUUGAUUCCAGCUGUAUUCAUUGUUCCAGAUGUGCCCAUGCAAAGUCCAGCGGGAGGUGCAAAGAAGAAGGGUUCUAUGGCAGCUGACUUGAAGUACAUGUUCAGCUGUAAAAGCUACAUCUUUACUGUCAUCGGAUACACCUGCUUCUCAUUCACACUUGGUUCAAAACAGUACUGGGACGUCACAUUUAUCACCUACAGUUCUUACGUGAACUCAAAUAUCAACCUAGACGAAGUGAUUAACAUCAUCGCUCUCAUCGUGUUCGUCUGCGGUUGGCUUGGCUCCAUUGGACUGGGCGAAUUCGCUCGCUUCUUCAAAAACAGGGUCACCGGUACUCAGAGAAGCUCAGCCAGGUCAUCCGAUCCCUUUGUGCCUCUGGACGACAACAACAGUCCUAGGCUGUACUACAACGUAGAGGAGGGCAGUGGCAGCUCCGAACAGGAACACUCAAAUCAAUAAACCUAAUUCUAAUUAAAGAUUAGAUUUCAAUUAA
Molecule: messenger RNA, 1374 nt
Organism: Symsagittifera roscoffensis
Lineage: Eukaryota; Metazoa; Xenacoelomorpha; Acoela; Convolutidae
Product: protein spinster homolog 1-like
Biological process (GO): transmembrane transport
Cellular component (GO): membrane
Molecular function (GO): transmembrane transporter activity
Source: RefSeq, a predicted model, not a curated record